GGUAGGUUUCAGGCAGAAGGUGGUGGUAAUGCACUGAGAAAGUCUGCGAACCGCGAUAAAACCAAAAAGAAGAAGAAGAAAAAGAAGCAGAAGAAGAAGACGCAGGAGGCUCCCACUGGUUCUGCUCCGGUGCUGCAGCUGCCUGAUUCACUAGCAGAUUAAUCUGACAGUCAGCAAGACACUGCUCCUACAAUGAGCAGAGCCAUAGAAGGGAUCAACUGAACCUACGGACUGAACACAAUGGCUGACAUCAAGAACUUUCUUUACGCCUGGUGUGGGAAGAAAAAGCUGACUCCAAACUAUGACAUCAGAGCCGCAGGCAACAAAAACAGACAAAAGUUUCUGUGUGAGGUCCGUGUCGAUGGCUUUAACUACAUCGGGAUGGGAAAUUCCACCAAUAAGAAGGAUGCCCAGACCAACGCUGCCAGAGACUUUGUCAACUACCUGGUCCGAGUCGGGGAAAUAAAUGCGUCUGAGGUCCCAGCUGUGGGGGUGGCAGCUGUAGAGGGUGACCGUGCUGAUGGAGGAGGAGGUGAUGGUGGCUUUGGAAACCUCCCCUCCGGUGGGCCUCUGCCACCUCACCUGGUAGUGAAUGUUAAGAAAGAAAACAGUGGUGGUGAUAGUGGGCCAGCUCCAGAGGGGACUGGACAGGGCUUCUCAGGAGCAGGAACUUCUGGGUGGAGAGGAGAAGAAGCUCAGUGGGACCGAGGAGCCAACUUAAAGGAGUACUACGCCAGAAAAGACGAACAGGAAGCGCAGGCGACUCUGGAGUCAGAGGAGGUGGAUCUGAAUGCUAACCUUCACGGGAACUGGACACUGGAGAAUGCUAAGGCCCGUCUCAACCAGUUCUUCCAGAAGGAGAAAACAAGCGCUGAGUAUAAAUACAGCCAAGUGGGACCGGACCACAACAGGAGUUUUAUAGCAGAGAUGCAGCUGUUUGUGAGACAACUCGGCAGAAGAAUUACAGCACGGGAGCACGGCUCCAACAAGAAGCUGGCAGCUCAGUCGUGUGCUCUGUCUUUGGUCCGACAGCUCUACCACCUGGGCAUCAUCGAGGCGUACUCUGGUAUCACAAAGAAAAAGGAAGGAGAAACUUUGGAGGCGUAUGAGGUCAACGUGUCCCCAGAUCUGCAGCAGCAGCUGGUCAAUGUCAUCCAGGAGCUUGGACUCCACAUCUCGCCUCCCCCUACAGAUCCCAGCAGCUCAGUGUCGCUGGUUCAGGGGAAGAUAGCAACGUUUGAGCCGGCCCAGCGUCAAAGUGGAGCCGGGGUCGUCCCCUGGUCCCCUCCACAGGUGAACUGGAACCCCUGGACCAGCAGUAACAUUGAUGAGGGCCCACUGGCCUACUGCAGCCCUGAGCAGAUCAGCAAUGACCUGCAUGACGAGCUCCAGUACCAGCUGGAACAUGACGACAACCUGCACAAGAUGCUGAUGGAGCGUGAGCAGCUGCCUGUCAAACAGUUUGAGCAGGAGAUCAUGGAAGCUGUGAACAACAACCCUGUAGUGAUUAUCAGAGGAGCAACGGGCUGCGGGAAAACCACUCAGGUUCCUCAGUACAUCCUGGACCGCUUCAUCAAAGCAGGCAAAGCCUCUGACUGUAACAUCGUGGUCACACAGCCCAGACGUAUCAGCGCUGUGUCCGUGGCUGAGAGAGUUUCCUACGAGAGAGGAGAGGAUCUUGGGAAAAGCUGUGGCUACAGUGUCCGCUUCGAGUCUGUCCUCCCCCGGCCUCACGCCAGCGUUCUGUUCUGCACCGUAGGGGUCCUGCUGCGAAAGCUUGAGGCUGGAAUCAGAGGCAUCAGUCACGUUAUCGUUGAUGAGAUCCACGAGAGAGACAUCAACACAGAUUUCCUGCUGGUGGUCCUCAGAGACGUGGUGCAGGCCUACCCAGAGGUCCGAGUCAUCCUGAUGUCUGCCACCAUCGACACCACCAUGUUCACAGAGUACUUCUUCAACUGUCCCAUCAUUGAGGUGUUUGGUCGCACCUUCCCUGUUCAAGAGUAUUUCCUGGAAGAUUGCAUCCAGAUGACCAACUUUGUUCCUCCCCCAAUGGACCGAAAGAAGAGGGACAAAGAAGAGGAGGGAGGCGACGACGAUACCAACUGUAACAUGAUGUGUGGGCCUGACUACACGGCAGAGACCAAGCGCUCGAUGGCGCUGAUAAACGAGAAGGAGACGUGCUUCGAGCUGGUCGAGGCUCUCCUGAAAUACAUCGAGACGCUGCAGGUGGCUGGCGCUGUGCUCAUCUUCCUGCCUGGCUGGAACCUCAUCUACUCCAUGCAGAGACACCUGGAGACCAACCCACACUUUGGAAGUAACCGGUAUCGGAUUCUGCCACUGCACUCUCAGAUCCCUCGAGAGGAGCAGAGGAAGGUGUUCGAACCGGUUCCUGACAAAAUCACCAAGGUGAUUUUGUCGACCAACAUCGCGGAGACGAGCAUCACUAUUAACGACGUCGUCUACGUCAUUGACUCCUGCAAGCAGAAGGUGAAGCUCUUCACCUCUCACAACAACAUGACCAACUAUGCCACCGUCUGGGCCUCCAAGACCAACCUGGAGCAGAGGAAAGGGCGAGCCGGCCGAGUGCGACCCGGAUUCUGCUUUCACCUUUGUAGCCGCGCUCGUUUUGAGAGGCUCGAGACUCACAUGACUCCAGAGAUCUUCAGAACGCCGCUGCAUGAGGUUGCUCUGAGCAUCAAACUGCUGAGACUCGGAGCCAUCGGACACUUCCUGUCCAAGGCAAUUGAGCCGCCGCCGCUGGAUGCUGUGAUAGAGGCCGAACACGCGCUCAGAGAGCUGGAUGCCCUGGACACCAACGAUGAGCUGACUCCUCUGGGGCGGAUUCUGGCUCGGCUGCCCAUCGAACCUCGGCUGGGGAAGAUGAUGAUCAUGGGCUGCAUCUUCCAUGUUGGGGAUGCCAUGUGCACUAUCUCUGCCGCCUCCUGUUUCCCAGAGCCUUUCAUCAAUGAAGGGAAACGUCUCGGCUUCGUCCACAGAAACUUUGCUGGAACUCGUUUCUCCGACCACGUGGCUCUGCUGUCGGUCUUCCAGGCCUGGGACGACGUCAGGAUUAAUGGCGAGGAAGCAGAAAUUCGUUUCUGUGAACACAAACGUCUCAACAUGUCCACUCUGAGGAUGACCUGGGAGGCCAAGGUUCAGCUGAAGGAGAUCCUGGUCAACUCUGGCUUCCCUGAAGACUGUUUGAUGACACAGAUGUUCAACAACGUGGGCCCAGACAACAACCUGGACGUGGUGGUUUCUCUGCUGACCUUCGGUUCGUACCCCAACGUCUGUUACCACAAAGAGAAGAGGAAGAUCCUGACCACCGAGGGACGCAACGCCCUCAUCCACAAGUCCUCUGUCAACUGUCCCUUCAGCAGCCAGGACACCACCUACCCCUCGCCUUUCUUCGUCUUCAGCGAGAAGAUUCGGACCAGAGCCAUCUCAGCCAAAGGGAUGACUCUGGUCAGUCCUCUGCAGCUGCUGCUGUUCGGCUGCAAGAAGAUCAGCUCCAAUGGAGACGUCGUGGAGCUUGACGACUGGAUCAAACUGAGGAUUCCCCAUGAUGUGGCGGGAGGGGUUGCAGUUCUGCGGGCCGGGCUGGAGGCGCUGGUGGUUGAAGUGACCAAGGACCCGGAAUACAUCGGGCAGAUGGACCGAACCAAUGAGAACCUGCUCAGCGCCAUCAGACAGAUCUCCAAGAUGUCAGCAGCUGGACUCAACCCGAUGGCUGGCAGCCAGAGGAUGGGAGACGGGCCUCGACCCCCGAAGAUGGCGCGCUUCGACGCAUACGGAGGGGGUGGAGGAGGAUACAGGGGCUAUAGAGGGGGAGGAGGUGGAUAUGGAGGAGGUUACAGAGGAUAUAGAGGGGGAGGAGGAGGUUACGGAGGAGGAGGUUAUAGAGGAGGAGGAGGCUACAGGGGCUAUAGAGGAGGAGGAGGAGGCUACAGGGGAAGUGGAUAUGGAGGAGGACACCAGGGGGGAGGGGGCUGCAGAGGAGGCUGUUAAAGUUCUGCAAUGAUGGAAAUGUUUUGUCUUGCUUGUAGAAAUGAUGACGGUCAAAAUGUUUUUUUUUUUUCAAAUCUAGACACAAAAGUCACUUUGGCCAGUUUUUGUUUGUGUCCCUAAUAAAUGUUGAUGUUUCCAGCAGAA
Molecule: messenger RNA, 4152 nt
Organism: Betta splendens (Siamese fighting fish)
Lineage: Eukaryota; Metazoa; Chordata; Actinopteri; Anabantiformes; Osphronemidae
Gene: dhx9
Product: DEAH (Asp-Glu-Ala-His) box helicase 9
Exons: 28
Coding region: 241-4008 (1255 amino acids)
Biological process (GO): positive regulation of transcription by RNA polymerase II; regulation of mRNA processing
Cellular component (GO): ribonucleoprotein complex; nucleolus; intracellular anatomical structure
Molecular function (GO): 3'-5' DNA/RNA helicase activity; ATP binding; 3'-5' DNA helicase activity
Source: RefSeq, a predicted model, not a curated record